AUGGGCCUUCGUCGAACAGCUGCAUCGGUUUUGGUGAGCGUCAAAACGUCGUCAUCCGAUGUGGCCGCAAUGGCACCCGCUCUAACGGAGCCCGUGACACAGAGUAAAUUGUCAUCACCGGCCACAGCCGCUUCACCCCAUCCUGAUAUUCAUUCAUCAACCAAUUCAACCCUUGUGGAUGAUCAUCAUUCGCACAAUUACUAUUCGGUGCGUCAGAAACAGCAAGGUGGGGAGGAAGUGAGGGCUGUUGGUGGUGGCGGCGGCGGUGGUGGUGUCACAAAGGGUUCCUUCCAAUUAGCAUUUGUGGAGUCUGUUGGCAUUGAGGCGUCAUCGAAUGGGCUGGCGGAGUCCGGUCCAGUGGAUGAUUCAACGCACAUGGAUCAGACAGUGAAUGAUAGGAGCACACUAGGUGACAACAUUGAAGAUGUGGAAAAGGUUGAGGAGAAUAUUGUUGUGGUGGGUAGUACGGGUAGUGGUGGUAGUGCUGAGAAAGUGGGAACAGGAGGAAUUGCUGUGAAGAUUCCAGCAACAUCAGCAGCAGCAGUAGCAUCAUCAUCAACAUCAUCAUCAUCGUCAAAUGCACAAAUGGGUGUUGUGACAAAAAGUGGUGGUGGUGAUUAUAUGAAAGAGAGUGCUGAGAUUGAGCAAUUUAUGGGUGAAUUGGCAUCAUCCAGUGACAUUGAUCUCUUUCAAGUGUUCAAAAGUUUUGAAAAUGCUGCCCAAGCAGGCGAUGGUCUGUGUGAUCUCGUUGCACCAUUUUCCAUUUUUGGUGACGAUGUCAUGAGUGUCGAGGAGGUGUCAGCUGCCCAAAUUAAGGACAGUGACACCAUACAAUUGAGGCAGGAGAUUGAAAAGCGUCAGUAUCAGAUGCAACGUAAAUGUGACUUUCUCCUACGACGCCUCCGAAAGCUCCAAGUACGCUAUAUGGGUGGGCAUAUUAGUGAAGAGAUUGCUGGACUUUUUGAGCAUACUAGUAGAUUGCUCAAGAGGAAGGAGCGUGAACAAGUGAAUAAGGGUAUUGUGACUCCGGGUCAAGUGAUAGUUGAUGUUGUGUCUACAGCAACAUUUAUCCCACCGGCUGGCAGUGGUGUCAUUCAAAGUCAGCAACAACAAGAUCUCAGGCCACUCAAUCAAAUGGCACUGAGAUCCUAUCUCAAGCGCAUUGAGAAUGUUGCACUAACCCAAAAUUCCAUGGCACAAAAGAGAAGUUCGGCAGUUGUGACAUUGCCAGGUGGUAAGGGAUCCCCAGCAAUUGGGAGUCUCUUGCCGAAUCUCGAAGAAGUGUCAAGGAAUCAACUUGAACAUACAUCAGGAUUGUUGAGGACAGAAUUGAGAGCUGUAGAAUCAGCAAUGGAUUCUGAUGCCACAGCUACAAGUUCCGGUGGUGAAUCAGCUGAUGAAUUGGUCAACUAUACAAAUCCCACACAGCAAACACUAUCCAUAGCCAAAAGAGCAGCGUGGAGAUGGGCAAAAGAUCGUGCUGCAAUUGCAACACGCUGGAGUUGGCUUCUUGCUCAAAUAUCCGAUUUGGAAUAUCGUAUACGGCAACACAAUGAUCUGCAGAAUCAAAUACGUAAGAGCAAGGGUGCUGUGACAUUCGAAGAGCCACCGCCACAGCACUCAGUCAAUGGCUAUCGGGGUGUUUUGCCGGGAAAUUCCAAGGCAACAUCCGACACUGAAGAUGGUAGUACACCAAAUGGUGCCUACGAUCAACAGUCUGGCAGUUCGAGUCGUACAAGACCAUUUCAGAGGAGUGGCUUUAAGAAGCGAAAACUCCUACAAACUGCAAAUUUGCACACGAUCUCAAAGAAGGCCGCAAGAUCAAGCACUGUAAAAUGUGGUUGUCAGUGGCCUGUCCAUCCUUGUGCGCUCUGUACGGGACGCCAAGAUCCAACAGCACCCAGAGACCUGCCCGACAUGAUGCCAGUGUCGGAGAGAGUAGCCCUUCUGGAUCCCUGCUAUCAUCCAGUUCUCAGUUUCCCAGAAGACGUCUCUCAAAACAUCCACUUUGAAUCUGUAAUGCGAAUACCGGAGUGGCAAGUGAAGGUGGUGAGAAGUACGACCAAAGCACCACUAAAAAGUGCGACGACAACACAAAAGGCGUCGAUUAUGCGGGAGGAUCGUGUAAAACAGAAGCAACAUCGACUGUACGAUGAGCCAGCACGGAAACUUGGAAGAAAGUUUUCUCAGGGACUUGUCACAAAUAGAAUUAAAAAGGCAAAAGCGCGACGUGCUCUUCAAGGUAAAUAUGCGCAAUUGCUGAAACAUCAUAAAAAUCGUAAGGUGGCUGGAACGAAACCAUCAUCGACAUCGGGCUCAGAUACAGCUGGUUUGCAACAUGAUAUUGAAAAUGGUCUGCCACGCAGCAAAAAUUCAUCACCCACUCUAAAUUCAUCGAGUUACAAACAUGAAAGAUCGGGAUAUUCAGAUCUUCGUCGGAAUCGCAAUUCGUACGACAUUGACAAUAUUGUAAUACCAUACAGUGUUGCAGCGGCGACAAGAGUUGAGAUUCUGCCGUAUAAAGAGAUUCCAACACCAAAAUGGAAAGUUGUGAGUGAGAAGGAUUUUGUUGCGGAGAUUGAGAGUGAAUCUAGUCAAGCGGAUUUGCAUAUUGAGAGUGAAGAGACCCUCGGUGAAGUGAUAACUUCAAAACAUGAGCGUUCCCUUCUCGAUGAAAGGAAGAAAUUCUCGACAUUCUUAAAAUUUCCAUACAGUACUAGAUCACGUGCCAAUCGACGAAUAGACAGUAGAGCUGAGUCAAGUGGCGCAAAUACCCCAGAUCCAACAUCACCGAGUGUUGCAGUGGAUCAAGAGUCAAUACCUUCACCUGCAUGUCCGUCAACUCCGUUAACACCGCUAGAACACGUAGAAGGCACCACAGACACCAAUUCAACUCCAACAGCCCCCAUCCCGAAUCCUCUGUCAAAUUCAACGCUGUUGCGUUCAGAGAGGCGUCGAACAACGUCACUGAAGUUGCUGAGUCGGGAUCGUGAGGCGAGUGGUGUUGGUGGUAGUGGAUCCAUUGAUAAGGAUACACGACGCAGCAAUACGCCAGAUUUGAAAGAAACAAUCCCUCCGUAUGAGUCGCUGGUGUUUCCACUGCCGGAUGACAUAUACGAGGCGAUGCUGCACGCAAUGCCAUCAGAUCACUUAGUUAAAGAGUGCAUGAUGAUGGGUGCAAAGAGGCUGACUGCUGUGGCACAGUCAUGCAAACCAUCAUCUGGAACAGCAACAACAACAACAGCAUCAACAACGAUCAGUACGACGAUGCUCAAUGAGAGUGAAUCGACGAAUACGUUGAUGGACAAUAUGAUUGAUAUUGAUUCGGAUGCUGAGACGGAUUCAGUGAUUUCGGCUACGGCUGAAGAGGAUCCCAAUGAUCCGGAAUGGUUUGUUGAGGCCCAUGAACGACUAUGAAGAACUUUUUGUGGUGUGUCCGUCUUCUGAAAAAAAAAUGGGGACGUAGUGUUUAGAUUUUUUUUUCAAGUGAAAUUCUUCUCAAGAAAUAAAAAUUAGUUCACCAUGUCCUUUGUGUUUCCUCCGAAAAAUCAACACUGAUAAAUAAUGAAAAAAAAAUAUCUAAAAGGAAAAAAAUAGUUCUUUAAAUAAUUGAUCAAAUGAUCCAAAUGAUAGAAUUGAUUAAAAACAAAAAAUAGACACAUUAAUGUGUAAUUUUUGAAAUAAAAACAAGAAAAUUCGAAAAGCACUGCCAAACCCCAUUUAAUAAUAAAUUAUUAAAAAAAAGAAAAAUACGACUAUUCUAGAAAAAAGAAAAGAUAAAAUAAAAUGAUUCAAUAAAUUAAUUUCACAAUUUUUGUUUUCUUUUUUAAUGUAUAAAAAAAAUAUAAUUUUUGGGUGAAAUAUAAAAUGUAAAAAAAAUUGUUGGAAUUAAAACAAUAUAAACUUGUCUCUAGAGAGCAAAAAAAAAGAAACUUUUUUAAUGAAGAAAAAAAUGUAAAUAGAAUUUCUAAUGAUAAACGGGGAGAUGAUACUAAGGAUUCAAGUAAAUUAAUCUUUUUAUUAAAAAAACAAAAAAAAUGUAUAAAUAAAUGAAAGGAAAACCAACCAGUAACUCUCGUUUCUUCUUUGCUUUGAAAAACUCUUGUAAACUUUUCGUGUGGAAAAGGGGAAUUUACUUGCAAAAAAAAAGAAAA
This is a messenger RNA of Phlebotomus papatasi, 4154 nucleotides long. It is a transcript of the gene nsl1, whose product is annotated as KAT8 regulatory NSL complex subunit 1. The transcript has 11 exons. The record is from RefSeq and is a predicted model, not a curated record. Gene Ontology annotation, cellular component: NSL complex. Lineage: Eukaryota; Metazoa; Arthropoda; Insecta; Diptera; Psychodidae. Bases 1 to 3417 code for a protein of 1138 amino acids. Gene Ontology annotation, molecular function: histone acetyltransferase binding.